Messenger RNA from Penicillium argentinense, 1593 nucleotides. RefSeq names its product glycosyltransferase family 31 protein (gene gfsA). The record is from RefSeq and is a predicted model, not a curated record. The coding region runs from base 1 to 1593 and encodes 530 amino acids. Gene Ontology annotation, molecular function: acetylglucosaminyltransferase activity. Lineage: Eukaryota; Fungi; Ascomycota; Eurotiomycetes; Eurotiales; Aspergillaceae. The transcript has a single exon.
AUGCCUCUCUUCCGGCUGAAGACGGUGUUCCCGCUGAUUGCCCUGGUGUCGAUUGGAAUCUUCUUCUGGUGCAUGGAACGCUAUGACCGGACCGCCUUCAUUCGGUUCAAGAACCCGAUGGAUCGCGUCAACCUGGGCACCACGAAUAGCCCGCAAUUAGACACGACCAACCAGGCCACCCUGGAGACCGCCAGCAACACCUGCGAGGUCGAUCCCAAGUUGGCCGCCCCCUCCCCCUUCAACGAAUGGCUCCCGCGCAAGAACUACACCCGCGCGUACUUCCGUCCCCGUCUUGUGCACCCUGACUCCGAUUUCCACACCCUGGAGGAGAUUGAGAAGCCUGUCCUGCCUCCUAUGGUCGCCAUGGAGCGCGGCAUGGUUGUCUCCCCCGAGAACAAGGCCGAGAACUUUGUCUGCCCCGAAAUCAUUGAUAUCGAUGUGGCCGCCGAUGAUGAUGUCGAGGAAACCGCCAAGCUCCUGUUCGGUCUGGCCACCACCGUCGAUCGUCUCGAUCGUCUGCUCCCAUCCCUGUUGUACACCUACGGUAACACCAAGGCCGGUCUGAUUGUUCUGGUGCCCGAGUCCGACGAUGAUCUCGAGAAGCAGGAGACUUAUUUCCGCAACCGCGGUCUGGAUCUGACUCUGAUUGCCUCCCCGCUGGACUUCACUGCUCGCUACUUCGGCAUGGUCGAGGCCUUCACUGAGCACAUCCGCAAGCACCGCCCCCACACCACCUGGGUUGGAUUCAGCGACGAUGACACAUUCUUCCUGUCUCUGCCUACCAUCGCCAAGGAACUGAAGCUUUUCGACGAGAAGAAGAAGCACUACAUUGGAUCUCUGUCCGAGGCCAGCUGGCAGGUCGACACUUUCGGUCACAUCGCCUUUGGUGGUGCCGGUGUGUUCGUCUCUAGACCUCUGCUUGACGUGCUGAUGAAGUACUAUGACGAGUGCCAGUCUUGGGGCGAACAGCCCGGUGACCAGAAGCUCGGACAGUGUAUCCAGCGCUUCGGCGACACUCCCCUGACUCUCUGGCCCUCCCUGUACCAGAUGGAUAUGACCGACCCUGUCGACGGUGUCUACGAAUCAGGCCGCAAGAUUGAGUCCAUGCACCACUGGAACAGCUGGUACUCCAAGGACGUCGUGAAGAUGACUACUGUGUCUGCCGCUGCGGGCCGCAAGUCCGUCCUCCGCCGCUGGGUCUUCGACCAGGAGGAGAUUGUUAACGCCGCCACCGGCGAGACUGUCCGCCACUUCUGGGUCCUGACUAACGGCUACUCCCUGGUCAAGUACACCUACGACCAGAACGUCCCCGACGAUGCCAUCAACUUCGACGCGGUCGAGAAGACCUGGCCCGAAGACCCUCGCGGUUUCGAGGAGCGCUUGGGUCCCCUUCGUCCCGCCGAGGAUGAGGGUAUCGCCAAGGACCGCUGGUUGCUCCACGAUGCCUACGUCGUUGGUGAGAAUGUUCACCAAUUCUAUGUGCGUGAGGAAGAUGAAGGUCAUAGUGUGAUCGAGAUCGUCUGGCUCGGCCCCAAGGGCGGCGGCGGCGGUGGUAUCAGUGACCACUACAUCCAGGGUACCUACCAGCAAUGA